Molecule: messenger RNA, 1119 nt
Organism: Kwoniella shivajii
Lineage: Eukaryota; Fungi; Basidiomycota; Tremellomycetes; Tremellales; Cryptococcaceae
Exons: 4
Coding region: 1-1119 (372 amino acids)
Source: RefSeq, a predicted model, not a curated record
AUGCCACCUCAAAUCAAGCUGUUCAGCUCAGUCCCAUCUUCUUCAUCUAAAAAUAAGAAAAAUGCAACCGAACCAUUACCUUCAACAUUCUCAAGUGAUCAAGCUGGAAAAGCGGUAGAAGCACUACUGGCUUAUCAUCAGAAGAGUCAAGCUGAGAAAGAAGAAGAAGAAUUGUUACCCAGAGAAGAACAUGUUUGGCUAGUGGUUAACACCAAGAGAGGUACGACGAAGAGAGGUUUGAUGCCUGUUAAGAUUCAACUCCCUCACCCUCCUCUUCCACCCCCACCAACAACAUCCAUCUGUCUCUUAUCCAAAUCACCUCAAAGGGAAUACAAAGAUUUACUAGCCGCGCAAAAUAUCAAAUUCAUCUCGAGAGUAGUAGGUGUAGAGAAAUUAAAAGGGAAAUUCAAGCCUUUUGAACCAAGAAGAGAAUUAAUGAGAGAUCAUGAAAUUUUCUUGUGUGAUGAAAGAGUCUUGACUAUCAUGCCUCAAUUAUUAGGUAAAAUGUUCUUCGAUGCCAAGAAACAACCUAUACCAGUCAACAUGAAUCGAAAAGAUUUAAAAGCUGAACUUGGUCGAGCGAUCUCUUCCACUUACUUCCAUCCUUCAACCGGUACUUCCUAUUCAAUCAGAAUAGCGACUCCAUCUUCGUCUUCUUCUUCUCAAACACUCUCAAAUUUAUUAGCCGCUAUCCCAAGCGUCGUUUCCAAUGUUCCGGAAGGAUGGGAAAAUAUCCUUUCAAUAGGAAUCAAAACUUCUUCUUCCGUUUUAUUGCCUAUUUGGUCAUCGAAACUCUCAGGUAGAUUCGAAAAUACCUCAUCCAACUCCGACUCCAACUUCAACUCCAAGAAGUCGUCUACGAAAGGCGAUAUCGAAAUGGAUGAACAAGAACAAGAACAACCUGCUCAUGAAGAAAAGGAAAUUCAAGUGCCUAUUAAGAAAAUCAAAAGUUCAAGUGCAAACGCAGCUAAUACAAAGAUCAAAUCUAAAUCAUCAGAAGAACCCCUUGUACAGAAGAAGAAAUCUUCAACUAUAGGUUCAGGAAGUGUAGCUAAACGUGCCAAAAUUGAUGCUGUAGGGACCAUCAAACAAAAAUCAAGAUCUGUAAAGACUAAAUAG